UUGCACAGCAGAUAUUUAAGACGCUGGUUACUUUGGAUAUUGAUGGUAUCGUCCUGUUUGUGCCAGCUGCUCAUCAGUUGCACCUGUGUGAACAAAGAGCUCAUUAACAGCCGGAUGCUCUCGUGCAGUGGGGAUUGUUACUCUGCACUUUGAAGGCAGAUGGACGGCCAUAUUUGUGUGGAUUGUAGCUGUCAUACAUUAAUGUGGUGAUUACAGAGAACACAUUGAUGUGUUGUAUGCAUGGUUAACAGCCUUCCUGCCGGCCCGCCCUUAUAGUAUACGGAGAGGAAUCCACAUUGGAUUUUGAUGAUUUAAGGGGAAACUUCUAGUGUCAACAAGAUAAUUGUAUCACAACAAUAAGACGGCAAACAUGCUUCGAGAGAUCCAGGAGAUUGGCUCGCAUGCCAUGGAUAUCUACAACUACCUCUUGGCAGGAAUUGAUCCACGGCUGAAGGAAUAUCCCCUGAUGCAGAAUCCUAUUCCCAUGUCUGCAAUAUUGCUGUGUUACCUAUUAUUUGUACUGUACCUUGGACCCUACAUUAUGGCCAAUCGCAAGCCCUUCCAGCUAAAGGAAGCCAUGAUAGUCUACAACUUCACGCUAGUGGCACUGUCUAUAUUAAUCGUCUACGAAUUCCUGAUGUCUGGUUGGGCCACAACGUAUACCUGGCGAUGUGACCCGAUCGAUACAUCCGACAGUCCUCAAGCACUUCGAAUGGUCCGAGUGGCCUGGCUGUUCUGGUUCUCCAAGAUUAUUGAGCUCAUCGACACAGUUUUCUUCAUAUUGAGGAAAAAGCACGGCCAGGUCACCUUCCUGCACAUAUUCCAUCACUCCUUCAUGCCCUGGACCUGGUGGUGGGGAAUAGUCUAUGCUCCUGGUGGAAUGGGAUCUUUCCAUGCCAUGGUGAAUUCUUCCGUCCACGUCAUCAUGUAUUUCUACUACGGCCUCUCUGCUGCUGGACCGCGCUUCCAGAAGUUUUUGUGGUGGAAGAAAUACAUGACCGCCAUUCAGCUGAUCCAGUUUGUCCUGGUAUCCAUCCACGCUACCCAGUAUUACUUCAUGGACAGCUGCGACUACCAGUUCCCCAUGAUCCUCCACCUCAUCUGGAUGUAUGGAACCUUCUUCUUCGUGCUCUUUUCCAACUUCUGGGUCCAGGCUUACGUGAAGGGUAAGCGGUUGCCGAUGCAGGACGGUAAGCAGAGUCAGAACGGCACCGCCGUCUACACCAACGGCAAGAACCACGCCAACGGCUCUUCUCGGCACGAGAAUGGCACCACUCACUUGAGCAAGAUGAAGAAGGCCUAAGAUCUUUGGAGAUCUAUGUAUGACCCAGUUAACCUGUUAAAACUACUACGGAGUCCAAAGAGAGUUUUUGGCUGUAUUUUCUUUUCCUGUUUUUAGUUUCAUAUGCAACAAAUGGGGAAAUGACGUGGUCAAUGAUUUCCACAGUUGGGGUCCCACAUUUUGUUGGUUUCUCUGUUUGUCGUUUUUUGUUUUGUAGUCUGGAAUCCAUUUAUGGAACAAUAUGUAUGAAGAGAAGAUGUUUUCAUCUAAAUGUUAUCUUCACUGAUGUUGCAACAACCUCGUAGUUCAGUAUCACACUGGUGGCCUUUCACCCCACUUGCCUUCGCCACUUGACCCCCCUGUGGACAGAUGACUGUACAGUUUCUAUCAAACUUGAAAAUACUUUUUGUAAAUAGUUUUACAGCACACAAAAAAUAACUAAUUGUAUUGGUAUGCUUUAGACUUUCUUAAUUUUGUCAUAUUGUGUAUUUAAAAUUAAAUGCCAAUAAAUACAAUUUUAAAUUAUCA
This is a messenger RNA of Cottoperca gobio, 1810 nucleotides long. It is a transcript of the gene elovl1b, whose product is annotated as ELOVL fatty acid elongase 1b. The record is from RefSeq and is a predicted model, not a curated record. Gene Ontology annotation, molecular function: fatty acid elongase activity. Lineage: Eukaryota; Metazoa; Chordata; Actinopteri; Perciformes; Bovichtidae. Gene Ontology annotation, biological process: very long-chain fatty acid biosynthetic process; fatty acid elongation, monounsaturated fatty acid; fatty acid elongation, polyunsaturated fatty acid. The transcript has 9 exons. Gene Ontology annotation, cellular component: endoplasmic reticulum; endoplasmic reticulum membrane. The coding region runs from base 371 to 1303 and encodes 310 amino acids.